Solenopsis invicta (red fire ant) is the source of this 553-nucleotide messenger RNA. It is a transcript of the gene UQCR-Q, whose product is annotated as cytochrome b-c1 complex subunit 8. The record is from RefSeq and is a predicted model, not a curated record. Bases 174 to 422 code for a protein of 82 amino acids. Lineage: Eukaryota; Metazoa; Arthropoda; Insecta; Hymenoptera; Formicidae. The transcript has 3 exons. Gene Ontology annotation, biological process: mitochondrial electron transport, ubiquinol to cytochrome c.
UGCGAGAAGAGUUGAGCAGAACAACAAACUUCUCUAAAAACAAAUUUUUUAUUGAAAAUGACAUGCGCAGUAUCAUGUGCGUAGUAUCAUAUUUAACCAUCAGAUGGCACCAAAGAGAAAACUGUAAAAUAUCACGACACUUGCUUUGCGUAUUGCUGUGAGAUUUUGGCAACAUGGGGAAACAUUUUGGAAACCUUGCCAAAAUCAAUGGCGUUGUAUUCUUCCGACUCAGUCCGUACGAGCAGAAAGCCUUUGCGGGAAUGAUCUCUGAAGGGGUACCCAACACCAUUCGUCGCAUUCAAGGCAGCAUAUUCAGAGUUGCACCCUUCUUUAUGUUUUCCUACUUGCUUGUGAGUUGGGCGAAAGAGAAGAACCAUGCUCUUUCUCGCAAAAAUCCCAAGGAUUUUGAAAACGAUACGUGAAUAUAGGUGAAUAAAUUUCUGAUUAAUGAAUUAGUUUUUACUGUGAAAUAGCAAUUAAUCUUAGCUUCAACUCUGAAGUAAAAAAAAAUAAAACUAUUGUUAAGAAAUUAAUAUAUGUAUACUGAAAAGAU